Molecule: messenger RNA, 590 nt
Organism: Musa acuminata AAA Group (dessert banana)
Lineage: Eukaryota; Viridiplantae; Streptophyta; Magnoliopsida; Zingiberales; Musaceae
Product: large ribosomal subunit protein P3
Exons: 2
Coding region: 74-445 (123 amino acids)
Cellular component (GO): ribosome
Molecular function (GO): structural constituent of ribosome
Source: RefSeq, a predicted model, not a curated record
GUGACGGGGGCCCGUCCAUUCCUAGGGUUUGUACAGCUUCCGGUCGGCGCGAGUGAGGAGACGCGGAAGGGCGAUGGGCGUGUUCACCUUCGUGUGCCGCAGCUCCGGCGGCGAGUGGAGCGCGAAGCAGCUCUCCGGCGACCUGGAGGCGUCGGCCGCUUCGACUUUCGACCUCCAGCGGCUGCUCGUCCAGGAGGCGCUCGCGGUUGACUCCACUGGCGGCGUCCAGUCUUCUUUCUCCAUGGUCUCCCCCUCUUCGGCCGUCUUCCAGGUGAUAAUUGGGGGAGGUGGUGGUGGAGCAUUUAUCGGAGCUGGUGCUCCAGGUGGCGCAGCUGCAGGAUCUGGUGGCGGUGCUGCUGCUCCAGAUGCACCUCCCACUCCCGAGGAAAAGAAGGAAGAGAAAGAGGAGAGCGAUGAUGAUAUGGGGUUCUCCCUCUUUGAUUAGUUUACCAGUUUGGAUGGUGUGCUAUUUUUGAUCUUUCGAAAAAUUCUUGAUUGCUACCUUAGAAAAUUAAUGAGCGAUGUUAUGCUUUGAUUUAUCAAUUUCAGUCAAUAAUAAAAUUUUGAACUGUCGUAGUAUUGAUUUAUUA